AUGCAGCGGAACAACACCAUUUCUUCCUCAUCAAGUAACUCUGGAACCCUCUCUUCUUCCUUUCCAGUUCACUCUAGUAGCUUCUCAGAUCGUUCCUCAUCCGCUUCAAUAACGCAUCGUGGCUCGCCUUUCGUCUCCACACCAUUUGUGCCGCCAUCAGGUGCUCCUGGGUUUACAGGUGACAGAAAUUGGGACAGGGGUUUCUUUGAGGCCCUUCAAAGGGACAGAGAGAGCGGCGCUGGUUUAAGUUUGUGCGGGAGGCGCGAAGGCACAUUACAGGUGCUCACUGAAGAUGUUGCAAAUUCGCUCCGGAUACACCUACCCGCUCUCGUACGACUCUCCCGCAACUGGACGUUACUCUACUCUAUCGACCAACACGGUAUCUCUCUCAACACUUUGUACAGUCGCUCUGAGCCGCGCACACGCAGCAAGGCGGAGCCGAAUCCACCCUGUGGCGCGUUAUUGGUGGUGAAAGACAGCUUGGAUGGCUUGUUUGGUGCAUGGGUCGGGGAAGGGAUCAUAAAGGGACAGAACGGGUUUUACGGGAGUGGCGAAGCCUUCCUCUGGCGAUAUCGCACAGAUGCGUCUCCGCCGCUUGAGGUGUACAAGUGGUCAGGAAAGAACGACUACGUGGUAUUGUGCGAUCCUGAUUUCAUCUCGUUUGGAGGAGGAGAUGGCCACUACGGCCUGUAUAUCGAUUCAUCACUUCUUGAAGGAUCUUCAGCACCUUGUCCAACGUUCGACAAUCCCGUGUUAUGUGCACGACCGCCCUCACAUGCGGGUGCAGGCAUGGGGAAGAAAGAUGUAUCGUUUGAGUGUGUUGGUUUGGAGGUGUGGGGUAUCGGACCUGGGUAA
Molecule: messenger RNA, 855 nt
Organism: Pisolithus orientalis
Lineage: Eukaryota; Fungi; Basidiomycota; Agaricomycetes; Boletales; Pisolithaceae
Product: TLD-domain-containing protein
Exons: 5
Coding region: 1-855 (284 amino acids)
Biological process (GO): response to oxidative stress
Cellular component (GO): nucleus
Source: RefSeq, a predicted model, not a curated record